Lycium barbarum (goji berry) is the source of this 1795-nucleotide messenger RNA. RefSeq names its product histidine--tRNA ligase, chloroplastic/mitochondrial. Bases 74 to 1564 code for a protein of 496 amino acids. Gene Ontology annotation, biological process: histidyl-tRNA aminoacylation. The record is from RefSeq and is a predicted model, not a curated record. The transcript has 11 exons. Lineage: Eukaryota; Viridiplantae; Streptophyta; Magnoliopsida; Solanales; Solanaceae. Gene Ontology annotation, cellular component: cytoplasm. Gene Ontology annotation, molecular function: ATP binding; histidine-tRNA ligase activity.
UCUUCAUUUCUGAAGGUUCCCCAAACAUUCGUGGAGAGCGGAUAACUUAGCCGAAAACACAGCCGGUGAAAACAUGCCAGCAAUUUUAAACUCUUCCCUCUUUCUCCAGCAUCCACUCUUCUCAACAGCGGUUCUCUCACUCCGCCGUCACCACCUUAACAUCUCUCUCUUUUCACGCAUUAAUAAUAAUACUCUCAGAGCUUGCUCUACUUCUUCAUUAUCAUCGGCAAACCAGAAUGUUCGAACAGGCCGGUCUGGUUCAGUUAGUUCGCCUCCAGUUGAAAACGAUACUGCUCAGAAAAUAGAUGUUAAUCCUCCUAAAGGUACCAGAGAUUUCCCACCUGAAGACAUGCGCCUCCGCAAUUGGCUCUUCCAUCACUUCACAGAGGUAUCGCAGCAAUUCGGGUUUGAAGAGGUUGAUUUUCCUGUGCUAGAGUCAGAGGCUCUAUAUAUUAGGAAGGCUGGAGAGGAAAUUAGAGACCAGCUUUACUGUUUUGAGGACCGUGGAAACCGUCGAGUUGCAUUGAGGCCCGAGCUGACUCCUUCAUUGGCAAGACUUGUGAUACAAAAAGGAAAAUCUGUAUCUCUUCCAUUAAAAUGGUUUGCUAUUGGGCAGUGCUGGCGUUAUGAGAGAAUGACCAGGGGAAGACGUCGUGAACAUUACCAAUGGAAUAUGGAUAUAAUUGGUGUAUCAGAUGUAACGGCUGAAGCAGAGCUGAUAUCUUCAAUUAUUACCUUCUUCAAGCGCAUAGGCCUCACAGCAUCAGAUGUUGGGUUUAAGAUCUCUAGUAGAAAGGUCUUGCAAGAAGUGCUGAGGUGCUAUUCUGUCGCGGAAAACAUGUUUGGUAGAGUUUGCAUCAUUAUAGACAAGAUCGGAAAGAUUCCAAUGGAUGAUAUCAGGAAAGAUCUGCAGUCUGCGGAUAUGUCAGAGGUAGCUAUUGAAGAGCUAUUGCAAGUCCUAUCACUGAAGUCUUUGACAAAGUUAGAAGAGAAACUUGGGGCCUCAGGAGAAGCACUGUCUGAUUUGAAGCAACUAUUCUCACUUGCUGAAAAGUAUGGCUAUUCAGAGUGGCUUCAGUUUGAUGCCUCAAUUGUCCGUGGUUUGGCCUAUUACACUGGGAUUGUCUUUGAGGGAUUUGAUCGUGAAGGAAAGCUCCGGGCUAUCUGUGGUGGGGGACGAUAUGAUCGGCUAUUGUCUACCUUUGGAGGCGAUGAUCUUCCAGCUUGUGGAUUUGGAUUUGGUGAUGCUGUAAUAGUAGAACUGCUCAAGGAAAGGGGACUUCUACCAGAACUUAGCCUCCAAGUAGAGAACAUUGUCUGCUCACUGGAUCAGGAACUUCAAGGUGCGGCAUCUGCAGUGGCCACCAUUCUCAGGGAAAAAGGGCAAAGCGUUGAUUUGGUUUUGGAGAACAAGCCACUUAAAUGGGUGUUCAAGCGAGCGGCACGGAUAAAUGCACGCAGAUUGAUUUUGGUCGGAAAGGCUGAAUGGGAAAAAGGUAUGGUCAAUGUUAAGACUCUUUCAACGGGUGAGCAACUGGAGAUAAGACUAGACGAAUUGGAGUAACAACGGAGUCUUGGUGUAUGAAAUAGCUUUUUCCCCAUUCUUUUAUAAUGAUGCUAAGUUGCCUAUUUAGCUGUUUUUCUUAGUGAUGAGGCAUGAAAUUUUGUUGUUAUUUUUCUUAUCUUGGUGAAAGAAACCCAUUUAUCUAACUUCAGGCUUAAAAUUUUCUUGCCUGUGUAAUAUCAAUUAAAAUAACUAGGCCUAGGUCUAGAACUAACUGAAUUCGAUUUAUAA